AUUACUUAAACCCUCAGAGCUAUUGCCCUUCCAGAACCAUUCAUCUCAAAUGGCAGCAUUGGAUUAUAUUGUUUCGGUUGAGAGUGAUAUAUUUGUCGCAACAUAUGGAGGCAACAUGGCAAAAGUUGUUGAAGGCCAUAGAAGGUUCCUGGGAUUCAAGAAAACAUUGGAUCCAAACAGAAAGAUUGUGGUGAAUCUGACAGACAAGUACAACAAAGGAAAAUUAAAGUGGGAAAAGUUUUCAGCUGUGAUGAAGGAAGCUCAUGCAAACAGGUGGGGGAAGCCGGCGGAUAGAGUUGUGAUUCCUGGAAAACCAAAGGAUGAGGACUACUUCUGGUCCAACCCACAAGAAUGCUUAGCUCCACCUUCACCCUCACCCUCCACUUAAAACAAAACCAUCACAGAUUUGAUGUCAUGGUAUUAUCAUUGUCAUGUGCAUUGAUGACUCACCUUAUUUACAUGUUACAUUCACUUUCAUAUAUAUAAAUAUAUAUGUAAAAAUGUGAAAAUGCAGGCAGGCCAAUAACAGAGUACCCUGUAAUGAAAAUUGUGCAAAUUAUUCUGUAUGUAUUGAUAGU
Camellia sinensis is the source of this 578-nucleotide messenger RNA. NCBI's taxonomy places the organism in Eukaryota, Viridiplantae, Streptophyta, Magnoliopsida, Ericales, Theaceae. The record is from RefSeq and is a predicted model, not a curated record.